AUGUUUGAAGCCAAGCUCAGCAAGGCCGAAAUAUGGAAGAAAGUCAUAGAUGCUGUCAAAGAUCUUGUACAAGAAGCAACCCUGGAUUGUACCGAGAAUGGAAUCAGUCUGCAGGCGAUGGAUAAUGCUCACGUCAGCCUUGUCUCUCUAUUAAUGCGUAGUGAUGGCUUUGAAACGUAUAGGUGUGACCGAAAUCUUUCAUUAGGUCUUAAUAUAACCAGGUACUCGUACUUCCCAUGCUUCACCGUUAUAGUGCUGGAGACAAAGCAGACAGACCAAGAGAAGACCUCUGAUUUCGAAAUAAAGCUAAUGGAUCUUGACGUUGAUCAUCUUGGAAUACCGGAUACCGACUACAAGUGCGUCAUACGAAUGCCAUCUUCUGAACUUCAAAGGAUCUGCCGAGAUCUAGGACAGAUAGGCGAUUCGGUAGUUAUAUCAGUAGCAAAGGAUGGUGUUCGCUUUUCAUCUACCGGAGAUCUAGGCACUGGCAAUAUUCAUUUAUCUCAGACUGCUAAUGCUGACAAGCCAGAAGAAUCUGUUUCUAUAGAAAUGCAUGAAGCAGUCAGCAUGACCUAUUCCCUCCACUAUUUUAAUAUUUUCACGAAGGCUGCUCCUCUGUCAAGUCAGGUUGUAUUGUCGCUUACAGAGAAUGUUCCGGCCGUUGUCGAAUUUACAAUUGAUGAUAUCGGCUAUAUCAGAUAUUAUCUCGCCCCCAAGAUUGAAGAUGAUGCAGAUUAA
Messenger RNA from Protopolystoma xenopodis, 738 nucleotides. The record is from the annotation of a GenBank genome assembly. Lineage: Eukaryota; Metazoa; Platyhelminthes; Monogenea; Polystomatidea; Polystomatidae.